Messenger RNA from Malurus melanocephalus (red-backed fairy wren), 933 nucleotides. Its product is annotated as neuronal acetylcholine receptor subunit alpha-2-like. The transcript is spliced from 2 exons. Gene Ontology annotation, molecular function: neurotransmitter receptor activity; transmembrane signaling receptor activity; extracellular ligand-gated monoatomic ion channel activity. The record is from RefSeq and is a predicted model, not a curated record. The annotation marks the transcript as partial. Gene Ontology annotation, biological process: chemical synaptic transmission; signal transduction; monoatomic ion transmembrane transport. NCBI's taxonomy places the organism in Eukaryota, Metazoa, Chordata, Aves, Passeriformes, Maluridae. Gene Ontology annotation, cellular component: membrane; neuron projection; synapse.
UGGACCUACGACAAGGCCAAGAUCGACCUGGAGAACAUGGACCGCCAGGUGGACCUCAAGGACUACUGGGAGAGCGGCGAGUGGGCCAUCAUCGACGCCGUGGGCACCUACAACUCCAAGAAGUACGACUGCUGCACGGAGAUCUACCCCGACAUCACCUUCUGCUUCGUCAUCCGCCGCCUGCCGCUCUUCUACACCAUCAACCUCAUCAUCCCCUGCCUGCUCAUCUCCUGCCUCACCGUGCUGGUCUUCUACCUGCCCUCGGACUGCGGCGAGAAGAUCACKCUCUGCAUCUCCGUGCUGCUGUCCCUCACCGUCUUCCUGCUGCUCAUCACCGAGAUCAUCCCGUCCACCUCGCUGGUCAUCCCGCUGAUCGGCGAGUACCUGCUCUUCACCAUGAUCUUCGUCACGCUCUCCAUCAUCAUCACCGUCUUCGUGCUCAACGUGCACCACCGCUCGCCCAGCACCCACACCAUGCCGCGCUGGGUGCGCAGCUUCUUCCUGGAGCUGCUGCCGCGAUGGAUCUUCCUCAAGCGGCCGCCGGCGCUGCCGCCCGCCCAGGGCGCGGGGGGACCCUACGAGCUGCCCCCCGGGGCGCGGCUCAGCGCCUCCCGCUGCUGGCUGGAGACCGACGUGGAUGACCUCAAGUGGGAGGAGGAGGAGGAGGAAGAGGAGGAGGAGGAGGAGGAGGAGAAGAAGGCCUAUCCCGGCCAUGCCGAGGAAUCCCAUGCCCAAGGGACGCAGUUCCGCUACGGCCAGGCCGGGAAGGCGCCCGGGGGCUCGGCAUCGCGUGGAUCGUCCAAGGGGGUGAAGGAAGACUGGAAAUACGUGGCCAUGGUGAUCGACCGCAUCUUCCUGUGGAUGUUCAUCAUCGUCUGCCUGCUGGGCACCGCCGGCCUCUUCCUGCCGCCGUACCUGGCGGGGAUGAUCUGA